UCGUAGCAGCUAGGAAUGGGCUCGAAGCAGCAGCCCGCGCUCCGGCCGAGCUCCACCGACGGAGGUUGCGGCGGCGACCAUGGCAGGGCGGCGUCCGUGAGGGAGCGGUCGAGCGUGACGAACGCGUCCUUCAGGGUCUACUACAGCCUGCGCGCCGGCGCCGUGCCGUUCCUCUGGGAGUCCGCGCCCGGCACGCCAAAGAGGGGCGCGGCCGCCGUCUCCCCGGAGUCGUCCCUCCCAGCCACCACAGCGACCAGCAGCGGCGCUGGUGGUGCUACGCUGCUGCCUCCGCCCCCCUCGCCGCCGCCGUCGUACCAGUCGCCGUUCCAUGGGAAGGGGAGGAAGCCGUCCUGGGCGGCCGCGGCGGGAGACAUUGUGAGGGCGCUGCUCGGCGUGCUUCGGCUCAGGAAGAGCCACCGCCGGUCGCGCCGGCGCCCCGACAUGCCAUGUAUUUGAACUUGCAACUUGUUUGCUGUAGUACGUACACGCUUGAUUUCUGGAAAACAUCACUAGUAGCAAUUAAAAGCUCUUUGGUUUUAGGUUUUUCUUAAUGCAUACAGUACGUGCUUUAUCUGCUCUCUACUAGUAUUGUUCAUGGUGGUGUCCAUUUUGGUUUCUUUUAUGUAACAAACUGAAAACCUUGGGACAAAUGUCAAAUGGGUUGGUGCAUUGGUUUGUUUGGGUAUUCAGAAUGGGCGGUUGUUUGCUUU
Molecule: messenger RNA, 710 nt
Organism: Triticum aestivum (bread wheat)
Lineage: Eukaryota; Viridiplantae; Streptophyta; Magnoliopsida; Poales; Poaceae
Exons: 1
Coding region: 16-456 (146 amino acids)
Source: RefSeq, a predicted model, not a curated record